ACUGAUGUUGAGCAGUGAACAUUGAACUACUAUUAUUAUACGUUAUGAAAGAAAAGUAAAAGUGUUCUUGAUGUUCAAUAACUUUACUUUAUAUAUUCAUUAAAAUAUUUGUGUUGUAUCAAGAUAAACCUACUGUGGUUUUUAUAGUAUUCUUAAUUGUAAUCAUUUGUAGUUGAUCCACUUUAAAUUAAUGAUUGCUUGUUAAAAAAUAACACCAAAGGGACACAGCCAUUGUGUUGCAUUGUAUAACUUAGCUACAAAAUGUGUGGAGGGUUUACUUGUUCCAAGAACGCUUUGAUCGCCCUUAAUAUUCUCUAUGUGGUGGUUGCUUCUAUACUCAUAUCAGUGGCAGUGUAUGGGCAGGCAUCAUCUCUGGUUACCAAUUUACCCAUAGUGGGUGGUAUUUUAGCAUGUGGAGUGUUCCUCAUCUUAAUAUCUCUUUUGGGAUUGGCUGGAGCAGUGAAACAUCAUCAAGUUAUGCUUUUCUUUUAUAUGGUCAUUCUUUUCCUGCUGUUUCUGGUGCAGUUCUCAGUAGCUUGUGCCUGCCUCGCUGUCAAUUCUGAUCAACAGGAAAUGUUAGCGCAACAGGGAUGGAACAAAGUGAAUUUAGAUGUUAAAGAACAAGUCCAGGAAAGGUUCCAGUGUUGCAGCUUCCAAAACAGGAUAAUGCCACCGAACACCACAGUAGACUACCCAUCUUGCAGCUUAGUGGAUAGGAUUUGCUGCAAGGACAAGGAAAUAUCUCUUGAUUGUCAGUGUCAGCCAUGUAUGGAAAAAUUAAAGGAGACAAUAGACUAUGCUUUCAAACUUUGCGGUGGCAUUGGACUCUUCUUCAGUUUUACAGAGUUUCUGGGUGUGUGGUUGACAGUAAGGUAUCGUAACCAAAAGGACCCGCGUGCUAACCCCAGUGCAUUUCUCUGAAUGCUCUAAGGAUUAAAUGACUAAAGCUUUUCGCAGUUUGGCUCGCCCGACGGUACCGCAAUCAACCUGAUCCAAAUUACAAAGAACCUCACGCUAUAUUUCCGAGAAAUAACUAUUUAUAUUGAAUCAUUUCUCGAUCUUAGUUACAUUUUAGUUUUUUAUGUUAGUUUCUAUUAGUAAAUAGUCAAAUUUAAAAUAAUAGCAUGAUCUUAAUUUUAAUACAAAUUGGUAGGGUGAUUACAUUUUGAUGUAAAUAUCCUAUAAAGAAUCUAAAGUAAGUAUUUAAAUCUACAAAAGACAUUAAUCUAUAUUUCAAAACAUAAGAUACGACCUUGUCUAUUAUUUCACGUGCUCAGUUACCUCGUAACUUGUGAAGGCCAAAUAUUUCGCUAGAAAGUAGGUACAAGAUUUUUUCGCACACUCAGUGCUAAUUUUUAAUAUGUACGGGGCUUCAUUUUUAUAGUUGACUAGUCUGUACCUUUUUUUCUAUAAAUUAGCCAUUUAUAUUGCGUAAAUCAAUUUAAAAACCUUUCUCGAUAUUUUAAAAUGUUUUACUUAGAAGAAUCAAGAUUAAAUGUCAGUUUCUGAAAUGAUGCUCAAUGUCAAACGACCAAUUAUCGUCUAGUAUGUACUCAAAUUACGAUUAAAUACUGAACCGUCAUUGGUCGUUUAUUGCCUCAUCAGCUGCCACCGACCAAUGAUCAUUAAGAUAAAAUUAUUUAAUGUGACUCUGAAUACAAUUUCAGUUACUGGCAUUUUGACAUGACAAAGUAUAAAAGAUAAAUAUGGACUUCAGCGUAAUAAAAAUACUUUGUCCAUUAAUUGUUUACUCUCGCUUUAAACUCUUAUGCAAUUAUAAUUUUUUCCGAUAUAAACUUUAAGCCAGUUGUAUUUGCAACUCUAUAUGUAUAUGAAUAAGGUGUGUUCUUAUGUAAGUAAGGUAAUAUGUACUGGAAGUGAGAAAUUAAUGACCUUGGAUUAAUUAUUCUUCGCGAAUUAAGUUUUUAAUACUGUUUUCAUUAACUAGUCAAUAAUAUAAUGAUUGAAUGUUUAUAUACUCAGUUUUACACUAGGAUCUUAUAAAGAGGAGGGUUGCCAAUUAUGAAGAAAAAUAACGUGAAUUUUGUUGUGAAUAAGUUUGUUUUUGGCUCUGAAAGCGCAGGCGUUCCAUUUUAAUUUUUAUAAUAGGCUUAAAAAAUAAAACGAAAUUAUCUUCUAACUUUUCAUACAGUUAAGAUUCGAAAUUGAAUAUAUUUUUAUACUCAUUUUGAAAAAAGCACUAGUAAGAUUACAGAGUGUAGUUGGCAACCCAAAAAUACAGUGAUACUUUUUUUUAUUUUAUAAUGUUAUUUUUGAUUAGUUAAAAAGUGUCGUUUAUACAUUUUACACUUUUAUUAUUUGUAGCCAUGCUGGUUUAUUAGGAUUAUGUUUUUUCAACAUAUCAUAAAAUGUAAUUUAGAAGCUAAAUUUAGUAUAAUUUAUACCAAGUCAUUUUUUUAUCUAUGAGCUUUUUUUCAUAACAGACUAUUUUUAUUUCAAUCCAAAAUCGAGAAUGUUACAGCCAUUAUUAAAAAUAUUAUAUAUAAUGUAUUUUGUGUUUUUAUAAAUGCAUGUCGCUUCUAUUGCGUGUAAGUCUAUUUUGUCGUAUAUUUUGCGGUUUUGCUAGAAUCUUAAAUAUUGUAUACUUUAUGUAUGAAAAUGUUAUUCUCUUACAUUAACAUGUAAAGUUACUUCGAAUAAAGAGUGUUAAGCAUUACGUGA
Messenger RNA from Nymphalis io (European peacock), 2682 nucleotides. RefSeq names its product tetraspanin-13 (gene Tsp97E). Gene Ontology annotation, cellular component: membrane. The coding region runs from base 262 to 921 and encodes 219 amino acids. The record is from RefSeq and is a predicted model, not a curated record. The transcript has 7 exons. Lineage: Eukaryota; Metazoa; Arthropoda; Insecta; Lepidoptera; Nymphalidae.